Molecule: messenger RNA, 1184 nt
Organism: Drosophila arizonae
Lineage: Eukaryota; Metazoa; Arthropoda; Insecta; Diptera; Drosophilidae
Product: malate dehydrogenase, mitochondrial-like
Biological process (GO): malate metabolic process; tricarboxylic acid cycle
Cellular component (GO): cytoplasm; mitochondrion
Molecular function (GO): L-malate dehydrogenase (NAD+) activity
Source: RefSeq, a predicted model, not a curated record
UUUUCAUAGAUCUGUCUAAAAUACUUUUCUACUCUCUGAACUUUUAUAGUGUAACGUAUUUUCCCCAGUACCGGUUUGUUCUUCAUAAAAUUGCUACUAGUUUAGCUGGUGAAUAUGUUUGGUGGUAGAACCAAGUGCCUAUUCUUGGCAAAAAAUUAUUUGUGCUCUCACCGCAGCCCGAUAAGAUGCCAUCUCCAAUUGCAGCGCAACUUUAGGGUGGCCGUUAUUGGUGCCUCCGGCGGCAUUGGCCAGCCGCUGUCGCUGCUAAUGAUGAAAGACCACCGGAUCAAGGACCUCAGGCUGCACGACGUCCAGGGCGUGAAAGGUGUGGCCGCCGACCUGUCACACGUGUCCGCGCCGGCCUCUGUGCGGGGCAUGCAGGGACCCGAGGAGAUCGAGAAGGCUGUGGAGUGCUGCGACGUGGUAGUGAUUACGGCCGGCCUGGCCCGCAAGCCAGGCAUGACCCGCGAACAGCUAUUCGAGGUGAAUGGAAACAUUGUCAUGGCUACGGUGACUGCGAUUGCCAAAAAGUCACCCGGAGCCAUGGUCGUGAUCGUCACGAACCCCGUCAAUGCAAUAGUCCCGAUGGCCGCCGAAGUUCUCAGACAGCAUAAGGUCUACGAUCCGAAGCGAUUGUUCGGUGUCACCACACUGGAUUGCGUGCGCGCCGAGAGAUUCAUCGGCGACUAUCUGAAGAUCAGCCCCACCAAGGUGAAGAUACCAGUCAUUGGUGGACAUGCCGGUACAACGAUUUUACCCAUUAUGUCGCAGUGCCAGCCUCCUUUGAACGCCAGCCAGGAGUGCAUUGAAUCGAUGAUCAAGCGCAUCCAGAACGGUGGCGAGGAGAUCAUCAAGGCCAAGGAAGGCAAAGGAUCCGCCACCCUGUCCAUGGCCUUCGCCGCGCAUCGCUUCGUCGACGUUUUGCUCAAGGGCCUCAAGGGUGAGAAAACGCCCUUGGAGUGCGCCUACGUUGAGUCGAACGUGACCGACGCCUGCUUCUUCGCAACGCCUCUCAGCUUCAACAAGAACGGCAUCGCCAAGAACCACGGACUGCCCUGCCUCGACAAGUCCGAAAAGGAGGCCCUCAAAUCGGCUGUGAAGCAGCUCCAGCAGUCGAUAGAGCUGGGCAUUAAUCACGUGAAGUGUAAAAAGUAAAAUCAAUUUUAAAUAGAUUAGCAUUAUAA